AUGAAUAUUUAUCUCGUAACAUGCAACACAUCUGAUGAACAACAAGAAACAGUCUCUAGUAUUGAUCAGCCAACUGAAUUACGAACGCCAGACAUAUAUCAUGUAAACAAUCCGUUUAGCCUUUCUCAACCAUCAAAAAUAUUAAAUUUUAAUGAAGACCAAACGAACAACUUAGAAUUAAGAGCUGAUUUAACCUUGUCGACUGAUUCUAUCAGUGACAUUUCAGAUGACGUUUUUGGAGAUGAAACACUGUCGUUUAUGGAUGAAUCAUUUCCUUUAUCUCCCAUCUUACCAGUUUCACCAUCAACGACUCAAAUAAGUAAUGCUCUCGUGGUAGAAUCAACAGAAUGGUUUAUUGUCAAUCCGCUAACAAACAAACGUCGCCGUCCUUUAUUAUACGAAUUUUUACAAAUAGUACUGGACGAUCCUCGAUACUGUGAGUAUGCUUCGUAUGCUAAUAAAAAUAAGGGCAUAUUCAAACUUCAUAAACCAAAUGAAAUAGCUGCACUAUGGAAAAAUGCAAAGGGACGAAAUGCAGCACAUGAUAUGACGUAUGACAAACUGGCACGAGCUCUACGAUUUUAUUAUAAAAAAGGUUUUAUGAUGCAAACUCAUGGUCAUUAUACAUUCCAAUUUGGACCAAAAUCUGGUUUUGGCACUUUAUGGAAACCGAAAGAUUAA
Didymodactylos carnosus is the source of this 681-nucleotide messenger RNA. The record is from the annotation of a GenBank genome assembly. NCBI's taxonomy places the organism in Eukaryota, Metazoa, Rotifera, Eurotatoria, Philodinida, Philodinidae.